Nematostella vectensis (starlet sea anemone) is the source of this 1551-nucleotide messenger RNA. Its product is annotated as regulator of microtubule dynamics protein 2. Gene Ontology annotation, molecular function: microtubule binding. The record is from RefSeq and is a predicted model, not a curated record. NCBI's taxonomy places the organism in Eukaryota, Metazoa, Cnidaria, Anthozoa, Actiniaria, Edwardsiidae. The coding region runs from base 47 to 1201 and encodes 384 amino acids. Gene Ontology annotation, cellular component: cytoplasm; spindle microtubule; mitotic spindle pole. The transcript is spliced from 10 exons.
GUGGCGGGAGGUCGCGCAUGUAAACGCGGACAUUUGAAAGAUCAAGAUGGCGACCGUCAAUUUAGUUUCACCGGAGCUGAAUUUCUCGUCUUUUGGUCGCCAUAUUGUCAUCGGAACAACUCUGGGACUUAGCAUUGCUAUGGGUAUCACAGCUGGAAUGUAUAUCACUAAGAAAAUGUUACAGAGUCGCUCUGACGAAGAUGGUAGAAUUGUUGUGUGUAUGUUAGAGCUUACUCAAGAAAUGCGUGAACUUCGAUCAGUUAUAAUACGCUUAGAAAGCAGUCUAGAAGCUCAGGCUGCAAAGCCAAUUAAUAUUGUGAAAAGCUCUGGUUCACUGAAAGAUUCAAAAUCAGUAAGAACGAGCUCAGACGAUGAAGAUGAAUUUUAUGAAGCCCCCCAAGACGAGGAAAUUUUGACAAUGUUUAGCAAGGCGGAGCAAUUGGAAAGCCAGACUUCUCAAAAAGUAGAAAGUUCUUCACAGGAUGCCAUUAAAAGUAUAAUAAAAGAAGUCGAAGAGUUACAUCAGGACAAAAGCAGAACUGAUAAACAAACAGAAAGAAUUCAGAUUAUGCUAAAAGAUGCCACAGACAAGUAUCCCUGUGAGGCUGAGCUUUGGUGGAGACUGGCUCGAGCCUAUUCUGAUUUAUCCCCCAUCAAGGCAAAGCAAGAAGGAGAGGAGAAAAAGAAAGAUUUGCUUUACAAAGGUUUGGCUGCAGCUCAAAAAGCAGUUGAAUUGAAUGACAAGUUGUCCAAUGCUCAUAAAUGGUGUUCUAUAAUGUUGGGAAGUACGACAGAAUAUGAAUCAACUCAAGAUCAGAUAUUGCAAGGUUUCAAAUACAAGGAGCAUAUAGUGAAAGCCAUAGAAUUGAACCACAAAGAUCCCACAUGCUAUCAUCUUUUAGGAAGGUGGUGUUAUGAGGUGAGUCAGUUGUCAUGGUGGAAGAGGAAAGCAGCUGCAGCCAUUGCAGCUGAACCACCAACUUCCACAGUAGAAGAAGCCCUGGAUAAUUUUCUCAAGGCAGAAGCUUUGCAGCCUGGUUUCUGGCUCUCAAACACCUACUGGAUAGCAAUGUGCUAUUAUCAGCAAUCUGCAUACAGCAAAAGCAAAGAAUGGGUGACAAAGGCCUUGGCUAUGGACAUCAGUACUAGUGAGGACCGUGAGUCACAUCAGAAAGCCACUGAGCUCCUCGCCUCCCUUUAAUGUAAAAAACUUAUGCUUGGACAGGGUGUUACUAGAUAUUUUAGCAGGAUGAUAAUUUAUGAAAGCAUUUGCUUCCAUCAAGGUAUGAUCGAAAUACUUUAUUUUAUGUCAAUCUUACAUAUAAUGUAAAUGACUGAACUAACCAUCCAAUGACUCAAAUAAUUAAAAGUGUACAAUAUUUCAACAACAUGUUUUUAUACUGCUUUUUUGUACUGUACUAUUAAUGUAAUCUGCUUUUUUAAAGUGCCCUAGCAUCAAAUUCCUCUAAGAGUGAAGAAUAGGUAUUUUAAAGUAUUGAUAUGAUGCAUUAUAGUGUUGACCCAUAAAUUAAAAUCGUGCUCGCAAAAUAA